AUGGCCGACACCUUUGAGCCCACAGGGCUCCUAGGCUUUGGUGACGAUAUCGAAAUGGAGAGUGAGGAGCAGGUUGUCGCCUCGCCUCCGAAACCAGCGCCCGCCGGCGCUCCAGCACCAGCACCACGCCCCUUGCGUAACGACAUGCCAUCGUACUCGCCACCACCCUUCGACAUGGAUGAGGAACCGUCCGACUUUGAGGACGACGUGCAGGCCAUGAUGGACGAAGAGGCCGCGGCGAGCGUUGCCCGCGAUCUGAGGAGUCUGGAACCCACUGCCGAGGAGAAGAAGAAGAAGCAGGAAGAGGCUGCGCGCCGUCGUCGUGCCGCCAUCAUGGCCGCGACCCAGCCUCAGCAGACUCAGCAGCCGACUCCACCAACUACACGCAAGACGUCUGGUGUUUCUUCUGCGGCAUCUGGGUCUGAUUCCCAGCUGCCAGAGUUUAUGCUCAACCCAGACCUCGGGUUCGACUUUCGCCCGGUGGCCUCUAGCUCACGUACCCGCACCGAACUCACACCACCCCCGGACCUCGUCGUUGAUGAUGCCGAGGUGUUUGACGAGGUCGGCCGACACCUCCCGCGCCUCAGGGCCACGACGGCGAGUGGCGGCGUGGUCAUGUUUCGCCGCAAGCUGAGGCAGCGUGCUGCAGAAGAGGAGAUUCGGGACGACAUUCAACUGCUGUCCAAACCCCUGCACAAGCUCAAGGCGGAGGUGGAGGAGAUGAGGUCACGGGAGAAGGCUAUGGAGCUGGAGCGCGAGUUUGAGGCCGAGACACAACCGGCCAACGGCAAGGCCCCGGCAAUGACAAUGUGGGUGGACAAGUACCGGCCAAAGAAGUUUAGCGACCUCCUGGGCGAAGACCGCGUUCACCGCGAGGUCAUGAACUGGCUCAAGGAGUGGGACAAGUGCGUGUUCAAGCGUCAGCCACUCAAGAAGAGAAAGCAAGAGGAAGAAGGCUUUGUUUAUGACCCACUCGGCCGCCCAAGAGACCGUGUGCUUCUCCUCUCUGGUCCGCCCGGUUACGGAAAGACCACGCUGGCGCACAUUGUCGCUAAGCAUGCCGGCUACGCGACUCUUGAGAUCAACGCGUCGGAUGACCGCAAUGCUGCCACCGUGUCGAGUCGCAUCAAGAAUGCCAUUGACGCUGGGUCGGGUCUCGCGUCGGACGGAAAGCCCACAUGUGUCAUCAUCGACGAGAUUGACGGAGCGAGUGGAGGAGGUGACACUAGCUUUGUGCGCAGCCUCAUCAAGCUCAUUCAGGAUGUGCCAGCCAGGAAGAAAUCCAACACUCCUGCACGACCACUCCGUCGCCCAAUCAUCUGCAUCUGCAACGACCUUUACGCGCCUGCCCUCCGCCCACUCCGCCCCUUUGCCCAUGUUGUGCGCUUCCGCAAGCCCGCCUCGCAGUUCCUUGUGGCUCGCCUGCGCGAGAUCUGCGAUCGCGAGCGGCUGACCGCCGACCUUCGUGUGCUCACCGCCUUGGUCGACUUGACAGGUGGCGAUGUGCGAAGCUGUUUGAACACUCUCCAGUUUAUCCAGUCCAAGUCGCCUGUGGUGACGCACGAGGCCAUCAAGAGCUCGUCCGUUGGAACCAAGGACACGGGCACGACACUGCAGUCUGCCUGGGACAGUCUCUUCGUCCCCAUGGCGGCCAAGCAGCGCCGCAAGCAGCUCGGUAUCGACGACGGCCGCUACGUCGAUCGCCUGGCUUUCAUGGUGCAGGCAUGCGGCGAGCAUGAGCGUCUGGUACAGGGUCUGUUUGAACACUACCCCAAUGUCAAGCCACUCGACGCAAGCCUGGCCAACGUGUGUCGCCUGCAUGACUGGAUCGCAUAUUAUGACUGCCUGUCAGGCAAGAUUGCCUCCAACAUGGAGUUUGAGCUGCUCGCCUACGUGCCAUACGCCAUUGUGCCGUGGCACACACACAUGGGUGCGCCGGGUAACGCGACCAGGCCUGCAGAGUGGCCCAAGGCAGACUACGAGUCCUUCCAGACACGUGUGGCAAACGAGGAGAUUGCCACCAGUCUCAAGACGUCGAUCCCGCCCAUCCUGCACUCGCUCUUCACGUCCUCGACGAGUCUGACCGAGCUCAUCCCUUUGCUCAUGCGCAUCAUUUCGCCCCCACUGAAGCCUGUGAAUGCCAACAUUGUCAAGCCGGCGGAACGGGCUGUGCUCGCGCGACUGGUGGAGCUCAUGAUUCCGCUGGGUCUGCAGUUCUGGCAGGAAAAGGCCGAGGACGGCCAGCCGAUGAUGCGUCUCGAGCCCGCCAUCGAUGUGUUUGUACACUAUGACGGAAAGCGAGCGGGGGACAUUGCCGCGUCCCGCUUUGCAGUGAGACAGCUCGUGGCCCAAGCGAUGGACUCGGAAAUGGCACGUCGACGCGGCCAGGCCGGAGCGGACUCUGAUGCCAGCAACACCGCUGCCAUGCUGGCGCAGCAAUACGGCGUGGCCAAAACCGGACGCAAGGACGCCGCCGCCGAGUCCCUUGGGCCCUCCACGGACUUUUUUGGUCGUGUCAAGGCGCCUGCUAUCGUCGAGGAUCCAGAUGCGCCAAGUGUGCCGACGCAGUUUGUGUUCCGCGCCGUGUACAAGUUCAACGAGGGCUCGUCGUCUGCCGUUCGCAAGAACGUAAAGAUGAGUGCUCUGAUGUGA
Apiotrichum porosum is the source of this 2652-nucleotide messenger RNA. RefSeq lists its product as uncharacterized. Lineage: Eukaryota; Fungi; Basidiomycota; Tremellomycetes; Trichosporonales; Trichosporonaceae. Gene Ontology annotation, cellular component: nucleus. The record is from RefSeq and is a predicted model, not a curated record. Bases 1 to 2652 code for a protein of 883 amino acids. The transcript is spliced from 12 exons. Gene Ontology annotation, molecular function: ATP hydrolysis activity; DNA binding; ATP binding.